GCGACCGGAGCAGAUAUGGACUUGCCGGCCAGUCUGCCGGACCCGGUGCCGUCGCCGAUACUGAAACACUCACCGUCACCGUCGAGAUUGUCGCGGUCGGCACGGUCCGCCGCAGACACGCCCUCGGUCACCUUCGCGGCGGACUUCCGGUCGCGCUCCAGGGCCGAAUCCACCUCGCCAUCGUUCGAGAGCUUCCGCACCGCCCGGUCGAGGCUCAGCGUGUCGAGGCGAUCCACGUCCGAGCAUCAUGUCGGUUCCCAGCGCGACCUCCGCGACGAGGACGCGCGGUUCGUUUACAUCAACGACGCAGCGUGCACCAACGCGCCGCCGGCCAUGUUCCCGAACAACUCCGUCCGCACGACCAAGUACUCCAUCCUCACCUUCCUCCCGCGCAAUCUCUACGAGCAGUUCCACCGGUUGGCAUACGUCUACUUCCUCAUCCUGGCGGCGCUCAACUUUAUCCCGCAGCUCCAUGUAAACUCGGCGGCCGCGGGCACUGCACCGCUGUCGGUCGUGCUCGCCGUGACGGCGGUGAAGGACGCGUACGAGGACUGGAGGCGGCACCGGUCGGACAAGAAUGAGAAUAAUCGGUCGGCGUCGGUGCUGGUGGACGGUGUGUUCCGGCCGAAGCGGUGGAAGGAGAUGCAGGUAGGGGACGUGGUGCGCAUCGUGGCGAACGAGACGAUGCCGUGCGACAUGGUCCUGCUGUCCACGAGCGACCCGACCGGCGUGGCCUACGUCCAGACCAUCAACCUCGACGGCGAGUCCAACCUGAAGACGCGAUACGCCAAGCAGGAAACCAUGCUCACGCCGCCGGAGGCGCUCGCGGGGGUGAUCAAGUGCGAGAAGCCCAACCGCAACAUCUACGGCUUCCUUGCUACCGUCGACCUGGAUGGCCGCCGCGCCAUCUCCCUAGGCACAUCCAACAUCAUGCUCCGUGGAUGCGAGCUCAAGAACACGGUGUGGGCCAUCGGGGUGGCAGUGUACACCGGCAGAGAAACCAAGGUCAUGCUCAACAGCUCAGGUGCGCCGUCCAAGCGCAGCCGUCUCGAGACGGACAUGAACCGCGAGACCGCCGCGCUCGCCGUCAUCCUGGUGGUCCUCUGCUUCGUCGUGGCUCUCCUCGCCGGAAUCUGGCUGGGCAAGCAUAACGACCAGCUCGGGAUCAUACACUUCUUCCGCACGAACGACUACUCUUCGCUACAGGUCCGGAAGUACGACUGGCUCGGGGUAGGAGCGCAGGUGGUGUUCACGUUCUUGUCGGGCGUGAUACAGUUCCAGAUCAUGAUCCCCAUUGCACUCUUCAUAUCCAUGGAGAUGGUCAGGGCGGGGCAGGCAUACAGCAUGGUGCAAGACAAUCACAUGUUCGACCACAAGAGCAAGACCAGAUUCCAAUGCCGGGCGCUGAACAUCAACGAGGACCUCGGGCAGAUCAAGUACGUCUUCUCCGACAAGACGGGCACGCUCACGGAGAACAAGAUGGAGUUCCGGUGCGCCAGCGUGCACGGCCGCGACUUCAGCGACUCCAGUGGAGACAAGGAGGAUAGAAAUGCAAUGCUUGGUAAGCAAUUUUCACUUUUUCAGUUCCAAUUUCCGUAA
This is a messenger RNA of Lolium perenne, 1599 nucleotides long. Its product is annotated as phospholipid-transporting ATPase 1-like. Gene Ontology annotation, molecular function: ATPase-coupled intramembrane lipid carrier activity; magnesium ion binding; ATP binding. The record is from RefSeq and is a predicted model, not a curated record. Lineage: Eukaryota; Viridiplantae; Streptophyta; Magnoliopsida; Poales; Poaceae. Gene Ontology annotation, biological process: phospholipid translocation. Gene Ontology annotation, cellular component: plasma membrane.